AUGGUCGCCCACAUCCCCUACGGCAGGCAGCUGGACAAGAACACGCUCGAGGGCAACCUCCCCGUUUCCACCCAGGUUUCCCGCUGCCCCCCUCAUCUCGUCUCAUCCCCACAUCCCUGUCCGCCCACAUCCCCCGUGUCAGGCGGCUGGACAAGAACACGUUUGAGGGCAACCUCCCUGCAGCUGGACAAGAACACGUUCGAGGGCAACCUCCCUGUGUCCCUGGGCAGGCUAACAAAUCUUACGUCCCUGGACCUAGCAGCCAAUCACUUUACAGGAUCUAUACCAGCUGAACUGGGCAACCUCGUCAACCUGCAGUACCUGCAGCUGAACGACAACUAUCUCACGGGCUCCAUCCCGGCCUCCUUCUCUCAACUCGACCAACUGCAGUGGCUGCAACUUGGCAACAACCAGCUCUCGGGGCAACUGCCUGCUGGAUUCGUCGCCUUCCCCGGUCUCACUGGCCUUUGGAUAGACAUGCAGCACACGUGCCCGCCAGACAACACCGGCUGUGGGCAGACCCGCCCCUUCCGCAACAACACCUUCUGCCUGCAAACCUGCCCUUCCUUCUGUGACACAUGCAUUCCCAGGAAGCUUCCCGCCCCUCCUCCCAACACCACCACCACCAUUGGCACCAGUACUGGUGCUCGUGUGAACGCAACUGGUGCUCCUGUUGCUCUGCCUCCUCCUUCCGCUCCUGCGGCAGCUUCUACACCUAAGGGUGCAUCGGGUGAUGGUAUCAGAUGCAGUAGCAGCUUAGUGCUCGGGUUUGCUCUAGUCCUACUGGCACUCCUGUGA
This is a messenger RNA of Closterium sp. Naga37s-1, 798 nucleotides long. Lineage: Eukaryota; Viridiplantae; Streptophyta; Zygnematophyceae; Desmidiales; Closteriaceae. The record is from the annotation of a GenBank genome assembly.